Molecule: messenger RNA, 813 nt
Organism: Cucurbitaria berberidis CBS 394.84
Lineage: Eukaryota; Fungi; Ascomycota; Dothideomycetes; Pleosporales; Cucurbitariaceae
Exons: 1
Coding region: 1-813 (270 amino acids)
Source: RefSeq, a predicted model, not a curated record
AUGUCGCUCGCUCGCGCUGUCACCAAGCGUCUCAAGCGGUCAGAAGCGCCGCCAACCCGCAGCCAGAGUGUCCGAAAUCCAACUCAGGUUGACCGUGCCAAAAUCUCCCUACCUGUAGCUCUAGUCUCGACGACCAACAUGCUCAGCUACAACGCCCCGGAUCUCGGUAUUAUGAGGAACGUCUCGUCGUCGACUGCUUCAAGCCGCUCAUCGGCAGACGACUCGGACAACAGUUUAUCAGGACGCUCUCGCGCGUCCUCCCACAGCUCUACAGAUGCCUCCUCUGUCACCUCUUCUCCUACCUCGCCAGCGCCAAAUCACCUUUCCGGUUACUUCCCUGGCAAGCAACUCCGAAAAUCUGCCUCGACAACCAGUCUUCACCAGGUCAAGGAGGAGCACGUAGAGGCCACUCCGGCCAUUCCAACAAGGGCCCUCUCCCACAGCAAGCGCGCCCAUGAGCGACUGGCUGCAAAGCGGUCCAUGCAAAACAUGAAUACGCGCUCUAGCCUCAACUCGCGUGGUAGCUCGGUAUCACUGCGACACUCGCGCGAGCAGCGAUCCUCCAUGGACAUGUUCAAAGGCGCGAUUGAAGAGGAGGACCACCCCUUUGGCCGAGAGCUAGAGCAGCUCAACGAGAUCGCUGAAGAGUUCGGCGGCGUAAUCCGGGACGCUGAAGCAGAGGCGGACCUGAGUGCUAUGCGCUCAAAGAACCUGGCAGCUUUCUGCGCCGCCGACUACCUCUCAGAAAUCCAACCGCUUUUCAGCAUGAGGUUCGGAAUCCCGCACCAAGCAGCACCCAUGGCUUGGAUUUGA